Molecule: messenger RNA, 3554 nt
Organism: Jaculus jaculus (lesser Egyptian jerboa)
Lineage: Eukaryota; Metazoa; Chordata; Mammalia; Rodentia; Dipodidae
Gene: Slc10a2
Product: solute carrier family 10 member 2
Exons: 6
Coding region: 187-1233 (348 amino acids)
Biological process (GO): bile acid and bile salt transport
Cellular component (GO): apical plasma membrane
Molecular function (GO): bile acid:sodium symporter activity
Source: RefSeq, a predicted model, not a curated record
GUAAUGUCACCUCUCGAAACCGACAUACUAGCAUUUAUGGUUUUUCUUUUUAUUGCUUCUCUAAGGUGGCUUUUGAAAGUGACACCAAGUGCCGCAUGUGGAGAAAGGGUUUAAAAGUUUGGCGUGUUCAAGUAAGCUGGCCGGAGAGCCAGCCUGGGCUUUUGUGGACUGAGCCGAAAAUCAGCGAUGGACGACUCCUUGGCGUGUUCCCCCAAUGCCACCGUCUGUGAAGGGGCAUCUUGCGUGGUGCCCGAGAGCAACUUCAAUGCCAUCCUCAGUUUGGUACUCAGCACUAUUCUGACCAUCCUGCUGGCCAUGGUGAUGUUCUCGAUGGGGUGCAACGUGGAGAUGGGAAAGUUCCUCGGGCAUAUCAAGCGGCCAUGGGGCAUCCUCGUGGGUUUCCUCUGCCAGUUUGGCAUCAUGCCUCUCACAGGCUUCCUCCUGUCGGUGGCCUUUGGCAUCCUCCCGCUGCAGGCUGUGGUGGUGCUCAUCAUGGGAUGCUGCCCUGGAGGAACCGCUUCCAACAUCCUGGCCUACUGGGUGGAUGGUGAUAUGGACCUCAGCGUCAGCAUGACCACGUGCUCCACACUGCUUGCCCUCGGCAUGAUGCCCCUUUGCCUGUACAUCUACACCAAGAUGUGGGUCGACUCUGGGACCAUCGUGAUCCCCUAUGACAACAUAGGUACUUCUCUUGUUGCCCUCGUUGUCCCUGUUUCCGUUGGAAUGUUCGUCAAUCACAAGUGGCCGGCAAAAGCCAAGAUCAUUCUUAAAAUUGGGUCGAUAGCGGGAGCAAUCCUCAUUGUGCUCAUCGCGGUGGUUGGAGGGAUCCUGUACCAAAGUGCCUGGACCAUCGAACCCAAACUGUGGGUUAUCGGAACGCUGUUUCCUAUCGCCGGUUACCUCCUGGGGUUUUUCCUGGCUAGGAUAGCUGGUCAGCCCUGGUACAGGUGCCGGACCGUUGCCUUGGAAACAGGGAUGCAGAACACUCAGCUGUGCUCCACCAUCGUGCAGCUCUCCUUCAGCCCCGAGGAGCUCAACCUCGUGUUUACCUUCCCCCUCAUCUACAGCAUCUUCCAGAUCAUCUUUGCAGCUAUACUAUUAGGAUUGUAUGUCACAUAUAAGAAAUGCCACGGGAAAAAUAACGCAGACUUUCCAGAGGCAAAGGGCAAUGAAACGGAAACAAAGCCAUCAUUUGAUGAGAUAAAUAGAGGAUUUCAACCAGAUGAAAAGUAGACACCAAGUGUACAAAGAAGAAAACUGUCAAAUAACCAUCUGGAAACUACAACUAUCAUUAUUUGCUUUGGUGGGAUAUUCGGCAGGAAAAAAUGAAGUGGUAAAUUUAAAUUGAGUAUAUGUAUUUUGUGACAAGUACUGUUUGAGAUAUAUGUAUAUAUGUGUGUGCAUACACACACACACACACACACACACACACAGUCCGUCAGUACCCAUGGGGGAGUCCCAGAAUGCCCUUUAGCCUCAAAAUCAGCAGAUGCUCAAGUCACUUUCACAGGAUGCCAUAAUAUUUGCAUUAACCUCCUAAAUAUUUCAAAUCCUCUCAACAAUAUUAUAAUACCUAGUGGAAUAUAAAUGCUAUGUAAAUAAUCAUUACACUGUAUUGUUUAGGGAAUAUUGACAAAAAGCAAAGUUUAUAAUAUGUUCAGAACAGAUAUGACUUUUCCUGAUAUUUUUGGUCUACAGUUGUUUAUAUCCACUGAUGUGGAAUGCUUUCCUGGAGGGCCAAGUGUGUUUGUAUAAAAUAUAAUAUAUUUUUUUCAUUGAAAUAUUACCCAGAAGUCUCUCUGUAGACAUAACUGGAUAGAGGUGAAAAACCACAUAUCACAUAUCUAAGCUGAAUUCUGUUGCAAAAACCUCAUAACCUAGAGAUGAGCACUUUUGUAUGUUAAAGUAGAUGUAGCAGAUUAUUAUUGUAAAAUGAGAGUUUCUUCCAGUAUUUAUGAUUGUAAAAAGAUUGACAUGAAUGUAUUAUUCUGACAUUUUAAUCAUUAUUUUGAAAACUUUGCAAUUUAUUUAUUUGUAUGUUCAUAGCAUAAUGUGAGCAAAUCUCUAUCUUCCUAUUAAAAAAAAAAAAAAAAAAAAAGGCUUCUUCCAGUGACAAUCCAAAAACAGAAAUAGAGAGUUACCAACUAGAAUCUACUCAUCACAUUAUAGUCAGUCUUUUAAUUCAUCCCGGAUAUGGUACAACUGUUCACCAACUCCAGAUUCCACUAGUGCUCCCUUUGUCUUUCAAGGAAAACAAAAGUAAUUCAAACUGGAUUGUACUUGUCUACCCGCUCUUCAAGCUCUGAAGGGAAACUUCCUCAAGGGUUGCCCAAGAGAGGCUGGUCCAGAAUGGUUACCAUGACGGUUCUGCUCACGAGAAUUGUCCGCAGCAGGUAGCAAAGGGAGGUACAGAGAGAGUAGAGUUGGGAGAGAUAACCUCGUGGGUGCAUGGGUACAAUGCAAGAAAGAAGAGAACGUACUGAAGAGCACAGAUGGCAGCAAGCUAGUGGAAACGCUGAAAUCGGGUCAUAUUUGUAUGCAGCAGGAGGAGCUAGAAGAAGAGCCAAGGGGGAGAGUGGCCCGGUAGUGAGUAUGAAACAGCACUAGAAGGAAAAGAGAAGUUCCCAGGGACAGAAGUAGAAAGGACACUCCUACGUGAAUUCCGUAGGUAGGUGUGACCCAGGAAGCAAGUGGGAUUGGAUAGAAGGUAGCCAGCUUUGUGGAUGCCAGCAGGGCUCACGUUUAUGCAAACACUUUGGAGCAGAUGCUUGGAUAUUUUUAAACCAGUCUUUAGAGGUUUUGUUCCACAGUCCAUGUGGACACUCCCACAGGCUCAUAGACCCCCUUCAAAUGCUUUGCUCCAAAGACCAUUUGCAUUUGGGUGGUCUGCUUUAGAUCCUGCUGGUUGUGGAAAGAUUGUAAGAACUCAGCAAUUCCAGCAGAAGAUGAGGGCUUCUACUCUUAAAACAAUAGCAUUUAUGUCUUUUAUAAGAACUUCACAGAUAUUGAAUACAAUCCCCAUAUCUUUUUUUUUCUUCUUUAUUAGACAAGUACACUAAAAUGAGCUGGAAAUUUCUUAGGGGAUACUAGGAGUAAAGAAGAUGAAUUUUCUUCUUGGGGAAUGUCAGAGAACAUCAUCCAAGGAUGCAAAAGACAGUCUAGCUAUGAAGUUCCUCCUACACUUUCCUCAUAAAAGAGAAAACAGACAGGUGCACUAAAGACACCCUGUGAAUUCAUAUUAAAUUUUCAACUCACCAGAAGUCAAGGGCCCGGAUGCCAGCAGCUUCAGCAGCAGGGUUUUCCUCCCUGUUGAUUAGGAUACGUGAGUGAGACAACCUGGCUUUCUUACAUGAUGUGGUACCUUAUGAGCUGUAUAUUUUUUCCCUAAUAUGCUAGACAGAAGAAAAAUAGCUCAGCUUUAUAAAAUGACAGCUCUUAUUUUUAAAUGAGUUUGAAUAGCUGAUUAAAUUAUGUAUUUUAUUGCCUCUGCGAGUAUCAUAUUAAAUGAAUAUUUUAUUUUAAAGACUUAAAUAAAUGAAAAUAAUUUUUUUUAA